AUGGGUCAAAUCAAAGUGGUGCCUCGGUUGAAACCUUUACCUUAUUCAUCCCAGGAUUUGCAGCUGGAGCUUCGAAAACCAAUUUUGAAUAAGCAAGCGGCUCUCGAAAGUAUCGAAUUCUACUCUAACGAUGACAAUCCAAAUAAUAAAAGAGCAUUCAAAUACAAACCAUGUCGUCCAAACCCUGCAUUCACCUCAAUGAUGUACUCUACAACGGAUUUCCCACCGUUCUAUUGCCGACUCUCAUAUUUUGAUAAGUCUCCAGGAAUAUUAGUCGAUGAGAAUUUGACCACUGCUACUGCUCUUCAAGGAUGGAGAAGCGCGCGAGCGAAUGCCGUUAUAAGGGAAGGCACUUGGUAUAUCGAGUAUAGACUCAUCAAGUCUAAUGAUGGAGAGAGUCAUGUUAGAUUUGGAGUUGCUAGAAGAGAGGCUAGCCUGGAAGCCCCUGUAGGGUUUGAUGGAUACGGAUAUGGAUUUAGAGACAAGUAUGGGCAGACGGUUCAUUUAAGUAAGCAGGGCAGCUUCCUGGAGAACGAUCAAUUUCAGACUGGUGAUGUUGUUGGGCUGCUCAUCUCAUUACCUGAUAUGAAGACGCAAAGGCGACUGGCUAGUCAGCAAGUACAUCAGCAAACAGUUGGACAACCCGAUACCGAUAUUCCUGUUAACGAACCCGUUGAGUUUGACAUUGUGCGCGAUCAAAUUCCGAUCAAAUAUAAAAAUCAGCUUUACUUUGAACAAUAUGACUACACUGCAUCAAAAGAAAUGGAGCAUCUUUUGAACCCUGUGACCGUGUUUGGAGAAAAAGCUGUGAGAGAUACGGUAAAUUUUGAGCCAUGCAAGCUUCCAAAUUCUUCAAUAACAGUCUACAAAAAUGGGAAGUGUUGUGGAGUUGCCUUCAAGGAUCUGAAUGCUUUUCUGCCGCCUGCUUCCGAACAGAAACAAGGCAAGGAAGUGAAAGGUAAGAUUCCUGAAACUAAAGAUGAUGGUUCGCUAGGGUAUUAUCCAAUGAUCAGCUGCUACAACCAUGGAAUAAUCCAACUAAAUACCACUCCGAACAUUGUUGUUCCUGAAGAUCUCAAAGACGCAAUUUCGAAUCGAGAAAUCAAACUAUACAGUGAAAGAUAUGAGGAGCGUGUUUUAGAAGAAUAUGUGUACGAUCUGGUGGAUGAGGUGACCAACGAGUAUCUGGACGACAUAGAGCGCAUGAGUAUACUUCAAAACUAA
Messenger RNA from Ogataea parapolymorpha DL-1, 1224 nucleotides. RefSeq lists its product as uncharacterized. Lineage: Eukaryota; Fungi; Ascomycota; Pichiomycetes; Pichiales; Pichiaceae. Gene Ontology annotation, molecular function: transcription cis-regulatory region binding; protein binding. Gene Ontology annotation, cellular component: Set1C/COMPASS complex. The coding region runs from base 1 to 1224 and encodes 407 amino acids. The transcript has a single exon. The record is from RefSeq and is a predicted model, not a curated record.